AUCUCUUCAAGUGUGGGAGCAGACAGGGAAACGGCACAGCGAGGUCCUCCGAGAACAGCAGGGGCAGAAAGGCGGGUCCAAACUCGGGGGUGCCCUGCGCUACCCUAGUACUGUCAUCCUGUGGGUUACGUGCGAUCAGGAUGUCCUGGACCAGCGACUAGACAGACGAGUAGAUGACAUGAUAGAACGCGGCCUCCUGCAGGAGCUCAAGGACUUUCACGCUGACUACAACAGGCAGCGGCUGAAGGAGGGGCAGCUGGCUGAUUACACCAAGGGCAUUUUUCAGAGCAUUGGCUUCAAGGAGUUCCACCAGUAUCUUGUGCUGUCUGAAGAGGAGCAGCAGACUGAGGCUGGCAAGAAGUUGUAUAAAGCAGGAGUUACGUCACUAAAGCAGGUGACAAGACGGUAUUCAAGAAGGCAACUGAAAUGGAUCAAGCACCGGUUUCUUCUCCCAGCUGACCGUCAGGUUCCACCUGUCUUCGCCCUAGAUGGCUCUGACCCAAGCAAGUGGGACGAGCAAGUGCGGCUCCCGGCAGAGGGUGUUGUGCAAGCGCUAGCAGAGGGAAGACAGCCAGAACUCGAGACUGCCAAUAUGGUUAAAGAUGAAGAGGAAGUCCAUCGAGGUGACAAAACGCGAUAUGAAUGUGAUGUCUGCGAGCGUGUCGUGAUUGGAAAGAUCCAGUGGCGGGCUCACGUACGUGGCGCAAAACACAAGAAGAUGCAGAAAAGACAAACACUCCUCCAGAAAAAUGACAAGAAAGAAAUGAAUGUAUGAAAAGAUAUUUUAAAACAAUGCAUUUGCUUGUGAAAAAAUGGCUAUUUUAUAUCUAGUCAUUCUCAUUGGUACAAAAACAACAUAAUUAGCAAAUUCAAGCUAUUAUGUAUUGGAAGAGAGAUAUACAUUUAUGUAUAAAAAGUCUUAACCAUUUU
Molecule: messenger RNA, 930 nt
Organism: Penaeus vannamei (Pacific white shrimp)
Lineage: Eukaryota; Metazoa; Arthropoda; Malacostraca; Decapoda; Penaeidae
Source: RefSeq, a predicted model, not a curated record